Messenger RNA from Oncorhynchus mykiss (rainbow trout), 2014 nucleotides. Its product is annotated as MAP kinase-activated protein kinase 2. NCBI's taxonomy places the organism in Eukaryota, Metazoa, Chordata, Actinopteri, Salmoniformes, Salmonidae. Gene Ontology annotation, biological process: protein phosphorylation. Gene Ontology annotation, molecular function: protein kinase activity; ATP binding. The record is from RefSeq and is a predicted model, not a curated record.
AAGGGGAGUUGAAGAGUUUUGUGUAGCCCCAGAUAAGGGCACAGGAGAGGAAAAUAACGGAGAGGAAAAUAACGGGAAGAAUAAUAACUUAGAGGAUAGGGAACUAGACCGAGGACUGUUAUCUUUUUAAAAAUUUGGCCGCUGAUUUUACAGGAAAUGUAAUGCGCAUUUUGGUCAAUUCCUACUAAACUGGACAUCAGAUAAUUGAAAGUAAAAUCGAGAAAGGAAUCUGAAAAAUUGCCAUUUCGUCUCGGAGCUGGGGGGAGAAAGGGAACGUGAGGCUGCUGCUGGACAUUGGACGGGGAGGGGACACCACUGCAUCUCUCUCUCUCUCUGUCUGUUUCCGUGGAGAGCAGGGGGGUGGGAUUGAACCGCAAGAAACACAUCAUGCAACACAAUGGUAACGGAGAAGAGAGGCAGUCAGCCAACCAAUCCGAGCCUCAGCUCCAGGGGACGCCGAGUGGAAGCAUUCUACACAUCCCAGGCAGGGACACCCUUAGCGACCCCACACUCUUCCAACUGCCUGCCCAGUCAAAACUGGAGUUCAAACGCAACGCAGUCACAGAGGACUACAAAAUAACAACUCAAGUACUAGGACUGGGUAUCAGUGGGAAGGUGAUGGAAUGCUACUGCAAGAAGACAGGGGAGAAGUGUGCCCUGAAGAUUCUGUAUGAUUGUCCUAAGGCGCGGCGGGAGGUAGAGCUGCAUUGGAGAGUGUCGGGGGGCCCAUACAUCGUUCACAUCCUCAGCCUUUAUGAGAACAUGCACCAGGGGAAGAAAUGCCUGCUUAUCAUCAUGGAGUGUAUGGAAGGAGGGGAGCUGUUCAGUCACAUUCAGGCCAGAGGGGACCAGGCGUUCACAGAGAGAGAGGCUGCGGAGAUCAUGAGGGACAUAGGCACGGCCAUCGAGUACCUCCACCACAUGGACAUAGCUCACAGAGAUGUCAAGCCUGAAAAUCUGCUGUACACCACCAAGGAGACCAAUUGCGUUCUGAAACUAACUGACUUUGGCUUUGCCAAGGAGACCACCCUCCACAACUCCCUCCAGACACCCUGUUACACCCCCUACUAUGUUGCCCCCGAGGUGCUUGGUCCAGAGAAGUAUGACAAGUCGUGUGACAUGUGGUCUCUGGGCGUGAUCAUGUACAUCCUGCUAUGUGGGUUCCCUCCAUUCUACUCUAACACUGGCCAGGCAAUCUCUCCAGGGAUGAAGCAGAGGAUCAGGAUGGGCCAGUACAAGUUCCCCAACCCUGAGUGGGCAGAAGUGUCUGAGGAAGCCAAACAGCUGAUCAACCAGCUGCUGAAGACAGACCCUAACGAGAGGAUGACCAUCGGGCACUUCAUGAACCACCCUUGGAUCAAUCAGUCGAUGGUGGUCCCUCCGACUCCUCUGCACACGUCCCGUGUUCUGACAGAGGACAGAGAACUGUGGGACGAUGUCAAGGAAGAGAUGACCAGUGCCCUGGCCACCAUGCGUGUAGACUAUGACCAGGUGAAGAUCAAAGACCUGGACACGUCCAACAACCCGCUGCUCAAUAAGAGACGCAAUAGACCUGGUGCUGGGCAGGCUGAGGGAGAGGGGGGAGGAGGGGGAGGUGGUGGGGGAGGAGGGGGUGAAGGAGUAGUCGGAGCAAUGGUUUGUAACAGCCAGUGAGAGUUUGAGGAGGGGGUGUUAUAUUAAGGACAUUAUUUGGACCAAUAUUCACCAGGGCCCUGAUCACAAGUUGUUUCUGGAAUUAAUCAGAUCUUGUGGUCAGGAAAACUAUUCUCGUUAUUGGUCAAAAUAAGUGUUUAAUUGGACCACACCAAGAUUGAGAUGGCAGCAAUUUGCCCUCUGUUGGUAGUAAUCAGAAAGAUAAGGCUUUUCUCUGUCCUUUACUUGUUCUGUCACCAGCUCAUACGAGAUUCCAGCUCAGUUAAUCAGACUGAUCUAUAAUAUAAUUGCUUUUGUUUUGUAGAUGUCAUGUUUAUUUACUGCUAUUAUUUUCAUGAAAUAAAUGUUUGUUUCUAAGGAA